Molecule: messenger RNA, 4270 nt
Organism: Thermothelomyces thermophilus ATCC 42464
Lineage: Eukaryota; Fungi; Ascomycota; Sordariomycetes; Sordariales; Chaetomiaceae
Exons: 5
Coding region: 315-3806 (1163 amino acids)
Biological process (GO): signal transduction; regulation of GTPase activity
Cellular component (GO): cytoplasm
Source: RefSeq, a predicted model, not a curated record
GCUGGUUGGAGGAAAGCAGAAUAUAUCCUCUGAUGAGGUGCUACUGGAUUCGGGCCCUCGACCGUCUACCACGCAUUGCUAAACCUACAUGCUGUGCCGGUCUCAGCUCGUAGCUCUGUAGCCAGUGCACUCCCGGCUGGUCCGACCUGUUAGCAACACCUAGGGCGUCCUCGGAUUUUCCUCACAACCAUGGACGACUACCUGGAUAGUCCCAUGGACGCGGACGAUAUCUUCCCCUGCAAGGGGUGCGGCGAGAUCUUGGAGGAGGGGAAAGCCUUUGAACUCGGUAUGUUCGGGUCGCAUGUCAUAACCCGAUGCUUCUGUCGCGAGGGUCGUCAUAUCGAUGUCGAGGACUAACCCGAGAUCCCCUAGCCGGUAAUCGAUGGCAUCUUGACUGCUUCCGCUGCAACACCUGCAACACAUUGCUCGAUUCGGACGCGAACCUUCUCCUGCUAGGUGACGGCUCGCUCAUCUGCAACAACUGCACCUACAGCUGUAGCGCCUGCGGGAACAAGAUUGAGGACCUCGCCAUAUUGACAGGCGACCAGGCCUUCUGCGCGACCUGCUUUCGUUGUAGGAACUGCAAGAGGAAGAUUGAGAACUUGCGCUAUGCCAGGACGUCGCACGGCAUCUUUUGCAUGAACUGCCACGAGUCGCUGAUGGCGAGGCGGCGCAAGAAAUCCAAGGCGGCUGCGCAAGCGAAACGGGAGAAGGAUGCGUCACCGUUGAUCACAGACAAAUCCUUGCCCGCCUUACCGCCCAACGCCGUCCCCCCCGGUGCCUUCUCACACGACCGCGUGACUCCCGAUUCCGACGCGCCGACAGAGCUGUCCCCGCGCCCCCGUACCGCGUAUGGGGUAAACGAGCCCUCCUCACGAGCCGGCUCAAGACCUGAUCGUUCCCCCGAGCGGUCGCAGGACCCGGCGAAAGACUCUGGCCUCGCACCGUCCGCCUCCACGUACAGGCACAACCGAAGCUCGGCCAUCUUCUCGGCUAACAUGGACAAUGGAGACUCGGACGGAGGCUUCUACAUCCCCGUGGCGCUUGACCCCAGUCCCGCACCGGCACUGACUCCACAGUCCAUAUCGGAUGCCUACGCCGAGUCCAGCAGCAGGAGGGCCAAGGAUAGGGACCACUCCACGCCGAAGCCGCCGUCGGCGGAGAAGAGGUCUGAUUCGCAGGCAUCGACCCCUCACAUCGCGUUCCAGGAAAAGCCCAGACAGCCGUCCUCGGAUUACGAGGCACCUCAGCAGGAGCGGCCGGCUCGGAUGCUCUCAAAGAGGAACGGAAACCCCAGGGCUUCGCCCGGUGCCGAGGAAGGAAGGGCCUCUAGUACCAAGUCACAGCCCAGCGAGGAGUUCAAGCUGCAAGACGCCCCGAAGAAUAAGAGGCUGGCUAACUCCAGAAGCAACUCCUUAACCAGCAAUUCGGUGGACGCGCCUGCCCCCGCCAAGGCACCUCCGGCCCCUCCUCGUAACAGAGAGGCCCAGGCCAACGCUGCAAAUAUCGGGUCUCCCCGUCAAUCUGGGGCAGCAGAUAAGGGCACCCCGUCGAGACCUUCGCAGGAUUCUCGACGAAGGGAGGAUGACACCGCCCGUCCCAAUGUUGACUCUUCAGCCUCCGAUCGGCCCGAGGCGCUCUCCCCGCCUCCAAUCCCCAGGAAAGAGGUCCCUCAGAGCCAGUCUCGAAGCGCGAACGGCAAUGAAUCCAUUCCACCGCCGCGUGGAGCAAUACCCGAGACAAAACCGGGCGACUCGUACAUGCAGCCCAGGGCGCCGCCACAGCCUCCCUCUCAGCCCGCCAAGGAACCCACAACUUCUGGCAACGAGACUUCGGAAUAUAAACUGUCGCCCAAGCUGCCUCGCUGGAGCUCGGGGGGAGAGUUUACCAUGGACGAGGAUUUGGCCAGGAUACUAGGCACCGACGAAGGGUCGUCAUCGAUACUUCGGCGUGUAUCGAACGCUGUCCGGCAUGGGAGAAACAACAGCACCGAAACGAUCAGCAAUAACAACAAUAACAACAGUAGUAAUAAUAGCAGCAACAGCAGUAGCGGCAGUGGCAGCAACAACAACCGGCGAGGCCACAGCAGGAGUGUGAGCGAAACGACCAGGGGAACUACAUCACCAGGAUGGCCGAAGACGCCGAUCGCCGAAAAUCCGGAUGGCUCUCACGAGGUCUCCAGCCCCGCCUCCGUGGCCGCUGCCGGACAGGAUGACCCUGUGCUCUUGAAACGGCAGCUGAAGAGCUCAGAGCAGCGUGUGGCUGAGCUCGAGCGACAAUUCAACACGGAAAAGGACCUGAAGAAUCUGAACAAGAAGCUCGUCGAGAAGAGAAAGACGGUUUCGGUGUUGGACACUCAGACCGAAAUCAUGAUUCGGCAGAUUGAGGUGCUCGCUGGCUACGUGGAGCGGGCCAAGAAGACGAACGAACCGAUUGACACCCGCGAGCUGGAGGAAUCGGCGAUCAAGGAGUUUAUACAGAAGUUGGAGAAGGUCAAGCAGGAUAUGACAGCCGCCAUCGAGAAGCUUCACGCUGAGCGGGACGAGCUCUUGGAGCAGAAGGCACAGGCAAUCGCCGACCGAGAUCGGGCGCUGCUCGAGUUUGAGCAGCUUUCUUCCAAGAACGCUCAGCUGGCCGACAUGAACAAUGACCUGACACACCAGAUCCAGGAGCGGUUCAAGCAGCAAAUCAACAAUGGUGACCUGAAGGUGCCCUCCAACGGUCUCGGCAUCUACGGCCACACCAAAGGAGCCCCGUCGGCAUCGGUCAAUGAUGCAGCCAGCCUGCAGACAGGCACUACAAUGGUCGGCACCGACGUGGAUGAGCCGGUCCUGGAGGGGCCCACCGUGGUCAACAUUCGGAAGGGCCAGGUGAAGAAGUUCAACUGGAAGAAGGGCUCCAGCAAGGUUGCGCACAACAUCUCCAAGGGCAUCAACCGUGCCGCGGGCGCGUUCCAGCAGCAGGAGCAAGCCCGGUCGCAGCAGCACCAGGCCCUCUCGGGCGACAACAUCGGGAUUCCGUACAACAUGACGGUUGCCCAGACCGAACCGCCGACCACCAUGAACCCUCCUCCGAGCGGGCCCAACAAUCGGGCCGGGACAGAGAACACGCGGCAAGGGUUCGGUUUCUUCGGCAAGAAGCAGGCCAACAACAUGCCCAAGUCGACGGCAUCCACCGCCAAUGCCUCCCCCGCGCCCGUCCAGGCCGAGGCGCCCAGUACGCUAUUUGGCUCGGAGCUCGUUGAGCGGGCCGAAUAUGAGCGCCGCCAGAUCCCCAGCGUGGUGACGCGCUGCAUCGAGGAGGUGGAGCUGCGCGGUAUGGACAUUGAGGGCAUUUAUCGCAAGACGGGCGGCAACUCGCUGGUCAACUUGAUCCGGGAAGGAUUCGACAAGACUGAUGACUUUGAUAUCUCGGACCCGUCGCUGGACAUCACGGCCGUCACGAGCGUGCUGAAGCAGUAUUUCCGCAAACUACCCACGCCGCUGCUCACGUUUGAUGUGUAUGAUCGGGUUCUGGAAUCGAAUUCGAUACAGGAUGAGAAAGAGCGGUGCGCGCACCUGCGGAAGACGGUCAACAUGCUGCCGCAAAAACACCGUGACUGCCUCGAGUUUCUCAUGUUCCACCUUGCCCGCGUCGCUAGCAGGGAGCGCGAGAACUUGAUGUCCCCCAAGAACCUCGCCGUCGUCUUUGCGCCCACCAUCAUGCGCGACCACAGCCUUGAGAAGGAGAUGACCGACAUGCACGCUAAGAACAUAGCCGUGCAGUUCCUGAUCGAAAAUAGCCAUACCAUCUUUGGUGAUGACUGAUAUACGCCUUCUUCUUCUUUCCAACGGUAGGCUUCGAGAAGAAAGAUAAAGGUAGCAAAGACAAGACGGCUCGGUUGUUUGUUUUUCUUCUUUCUUCUUCCUUUUCUUCUUCUUCUUGUUCUUCUUUCUUUUCUCUCAAACGAGGAAUUGACGAAAAUUGGGAUGACUGGCGACGCAUUUGGGGAACUUGAGUUUUAUAUUUUCCCCGUUUUCUCUUUUGGUUGUGCUUGUUGACUAUGUGCAGUUGCUCUGCGAUGUGUAUAUACCUCCAGCCGUUCGAGCUAUCAGCUGUGCUGUUCUUUCUUGAAAGAGGCCCCCCCUUUUUUUGGCCUGUUGUGUUGUUCAUAUUGACACCCUAACGAGCAAAAUAUCCGAGUGUGCGAUUUGGACUGGUUAGCAAGGCAAUUGGAGGCAACGGGCCGAAUUUUUUGCCCCUUCUGUCUUAUAUCCCAUAUUACGUUUCU